Molecule: messenger RNA, 1740 nt
Organism: Nicrophorus vespilloides
Lineage: Eukaryota; Metazoa; Arthropoda; Insecta; Coleoptera; Silphidae
Product: fatty-acid amide hydrolase 2-like
Exons: 4
Coding region: 157-1740 (527 amino acids)
Source: RefSeq, a predicted model, not a curated record
UUCUGAUCGUAGUUUUAAAGAGAAAAGUAUCGGAUAUUAACAGAUAAAUAUUAAACACUGAAACUUCCUUUCAUUAACCAGUCAAUUGUAUUAUGCAAGCACGAUAUAUCUGCGAAGCUUAGAAAGCGCUGAAGAUUUUUUUAUCAUUUUAAAAAGAUGAUUCGAGCGUUGAUCCACGGUUUCUGCUUUCUGUUAACCAAAGUUAUGACCAUCCUGUAUCUACCCAAACUAUUAUACUACAAAUGUGUCUCUCCAAAGAGAUGUCCUCCGGUUUCCGAUCCCAUUUACUUUUUACCUGCCACCAAAUUGGCUGCAAGAAUCCGAACUGGAGAAGUAUCGAGUGCUAGAACCGUAGAGGCUUACAUAAACCGAAUCAAAGAAGUCAAUCCAGUAUUAAAUGCCGUUGUGGAGGAGCGUUUCGAUGCGGCUUUGGAAGAAGCCCGACUGGUAGAUGCAUACGUGGCGAGAGGUGAGAUGAGCGUCCAGAAAAUUGGAGAGAAAUAUCCUCUUCUAGGUGUACCAAUUACAAUCAAAGAAGUGGUUGCUGUUGCCGGAAUGAGUCAAAACGGUGGUUAUAAGGGAAACGGUCCAAUCCGAAGAGCAGAUAAAGACGCGGAUUGCGUGGCCCAAUUAAAAUCGGCUGGAGUCAUUAUAUUAUUAGUUUCGAAUACUCCUGAGCUUUGCUACAAUUGGGAGACGUUUAAUCACGUCACGGGAAGAACGCUUAAUCCUUAUGACACACGAAGAACUUGCGGUGGUUCUUCUGGAGGAGAGGCUGUUCUCUUAGCCUCUUGCGCUUCUGUUAUCGGAGUCGGAUCAGAUGUUGUUGGGUCUUUGAGAUUACCGCCUACCUUCUGCGGAAUUUAUGGACACAAGCCUAGUCCUCAACUGAUUUCGACUAUUGGUCAUCUCCCACCUUGCACCGAUGAAGAAUUGUAUAAAUUCGUCUUCUCAUUUGGCCCAAUGACACGAUACGCAGUAGAUUUACCUAUACUUACAAACAUCAUGGCUAAACCAAAUAUGAGACAAUCGGCUAACUUACUUCAAGAGGUCGAUCCUCAAACUAUUAACGUGUACUAUAUGGAAUCGAGUGGAGAAUUCGUAACAGAUAAAGUUAAUGAAGAUAUUGUCAACGCUAUAAGAAAAGUUAUUAGGAGACUUAAAAUCUCAGGAAUUUUUACUAAAAAAAUACAAUUGGAGGAGAUGUCCGAUUCGUUGGAUUUAACUUUCUUGUUUCUACUAAAUAUCAAGACUUUAGAGCAUGCUUUCUCUUAUGGAAAAUCGUUCUGCUUGGAAGUCAUUAAAACGUUGUUCUGCAUGGGUUCGGUGAUACCAAAUGCGUUCUUCUACGCUUGUGUUAAAGUCAUGUUCAAAUGGUUCUCAAGUGAUGAAAGAAAUCAGCGAAACAUGAAACUCGUCGCGGAUUUCAGAGAGAAAUUUAUUAACAUUUUAGGCGAUGACGGGGUUUUCAUAUAUCCCGCAUUUCCAGCUACGGCUCAUUUCCACGAUCAGAUCUACUCCAAGUUUCUGAACACCGCAUACUUGGGAAUUUUCAAUGUGCUAGGUUUUCCAGUCACAAUUUGUCCUUUGGGAGUGGACACCAAAGGAUUACCGAUUGGAAUUCAGGUUGUGGCUAAACCUUUCAACGAUAAACUGUGCUUUGCCAUGGCUAAAGAAUUGGAGAAGAAUUUUGGCGGAUGGACACCCCCGCCUUACACAAAACAAAUUCAUAACAUUUAA